GACAAGCCCAAAAUGGUGGGCUGGAUUGUUGAGUUGAAGACAAAGUCCCAUAUACCCAAAUCCGGGCCCAGGCACAGCUCUCAAUCUCUCUUUUUUUUCUCAGAUCUUUGUGGCGGCUCUUCUUCAAGAUUGGAUCAGCCUCUCUCUCUUCUCUCUCUCCCUCGGACUGUCAGACGAGUGAGAAUGGAAGGCAAAUCGUACCAGAGGCUUCCGUUUCUGCACCUCUCCUUCUGCUUUACUCUCUUCUCCUCCGCCGCGGACCUCUCGUUCAUGGAGGUUUGCCGAGGCUCGACUAUUCAGAUACUGAAUUUCGCCGACGCAGUGGCGAUUGGAAGCCGAUCGCCGGAGCGAUUGCUCAAGAUUCUCGAUGUGUUCGAGACUUUGCGGGAUUUGAUGCCCGAAUUCGAGUCAGUGUUCUCCGAUCAGUACUGCUUGUUUCUCCAGAACGAAGCGAUUACGAUUUGGAAAAGGUUAGGCGAAGCGAUCAGAGGCAUUUUCAUGGAGUUGGAGAAUCUGAUCAGUCUUGACCCUGCAAAAACUCCAGUUCCUGGCGGCGGAUUGCAUCCAAUCACUCGAUAUGUGAUGAAUUAUCUUCGGGCAGCUUGCCGAUCGCGCCAGACCCUUCAACAGGUUACAGAUGCCUUGAGAAAAGAAGGUUUAGAGUCAUCUAAUCUCAUCGUCAGAAUUGACUUCACCAAGAGCAACGAAUGGACGGGCAAAGUUUCAUUCAGAAACCGGAGCCUGCACGCCAUUGGCGAUGAACCUAAUCCAUAUGAGAAAGCUAUCUCCAUAAUUGAAAAAACUUUAGCUCCAUUUGAUGAAGACAACCUCAUUCCUUGUUUCGACUUUGGUGAUGCUACCACUCAUGAUCAAGAGGUGUUUAGCUUUCACAAUGAUCAUUCGCCUUGCCAUGGUUUCGAAAAAGUCUUGGCCUGCUACAAAAGAAUACUUCCAAAUUUGCGACUUUCGGGGCUAACAUCUUAUGGACCUGUAGUUGAAGCUGCAAUGGAUAUUGUGGAGAAAAGUGGAGGGCAAUACCAUGUUUUAGUUAUCAUUGCAGAUGGCCAGGUCACCAGAAGUAUCGAUACUAGCGACAAUGAAUUGAGUCCACAGGAGCAGAAGACGAUCGGAUCAAUUGCAGAUGCAAGUUUCUAUCCGCUCUCGAGUGUUCUUGUUGGAGUCGGGGGUGGUCCUUGGGAAGACAUGAGGAAGUUCAAUGACAAGCUCCCUUCACGCGAAUUUGAUAAUUUUCAGUUCGUUAACUUCACCGAAAUUAUGUCUAAACACACAACUUCAUCCGAGAAAGAAACUGCAUUUGCUCUGGCUGCCCUCAUGGAAAUCCCAAUCCAGUAUAAGGCUGCUGUUGAAUUCGGUAUACUUGGACGUACGGCAGGGAAAAAGAAGAAAAUCGUUCCACGCCCACCACCAGUCACCAUCUCCACCACCAGUCACCAUCUCCACGCCAGAAAAGCUGCAAACCCAGCUCCAGCAACUGGACUUGCCGCAGAUUGCUGUGAUUCACCAACCUUCUCCACAGCUCCCCUGCAAGACCUCUUCGUCCCGUCGUCGGCGUCUGUUGCUGUUAUAUAGACUGGGAAAAUCGAAUGAGGUGCGUCUACAACUGCGGAUCCAGGGAGCUCUCUGUCCAUGCUCGUCUUCUUCAUCUCCACCAAUGGAGACAUUUGCAGCACUACAAAAAAAAAAAAAAAAAAAAAAAAACACAACGGAGAUCUCACCAAAACGCAGCGACAAAUCCACCAAGCCCCGAACCGUCUCCGUCUUCGUUGAGCUCUUCGUCCAUGCUCUCCAUUCUGCCCAUCUAGCCCAGUAAGAUCUUCAUGUUGCAGUAUGGGCAGUUUGUCUCUCUCUAAGGAUGAGCAGCGUGGCCUUCUCUUUUCGAUCAUUG
Molecule: messenger RNA, 1906 nt
Organism: Pyrus x bretschneideri (Chinese white pear)
Lineage: Eukaryota; Viridiplantae; Streptophyta; Magnoliopsida; Rosales; Rosaceae
Product: E3 ubiquitin-protein ligase RGLG4-like
Exons: 1
Coding region: 13-1590 (525 amino acids)
Biological process (GO): exocytosis
Cellular component (GO): exocyst
Molecular function (GO): phosphatidylinositol-4,5-bisphosphate binding
Source: RefSeq, a predicted model, not a curated record